Molecule: messenger RNA, 2114 nt
Organism: Tribolium castaneum (red flour beetle)
Lineage: Eukaryota; Metazoa; Arthropoda; Insecta; Coleoptera; Tenebrionidae
Product: nose resistant to fluoxetine protein 6
Exons: 10
Coding region: 25-2040 (671 amino acids)
Molecular function (GO): acyltransferase activity, transferring groups other than amino-acyl groups
Source: RefSeq, a predicted model, not a curated record
AAAUAUCCACAUUCAGCACACUUCAUGAGCAAAAUGUGGCUUAGCGCGUCGAUAUUGUUUUUCUUGGUGCUGGGCGCACAGUGUCAGUCCUUCAUUGAAAUUUUGCAAAAUUCGUCUUUGUUACUUACACCGAAAUGUGAGCAACAACUUGGGGAAUAUUUGGCUAAUUUGAGUCUAAAUGAGACUUCAUGGGCACUGCAAAUGUUGGACGCUACGUCAAAAAUACCAUCAGGGAUUCUCUCACUGAAUUUUGGCGAAAUGGGCGAUUUUGACCAAUGCAUCAAUGUCAAAACCACCACAAACACGGGUAUUAUCCUUGGUAAAUACUGUUUGGGAUUUAUCUCAAUUAACGAGAAAAAUGACCAAAAACAGCUUGAAACUGGCUCUCUUGGAGACCUCGAUGGCGUAAAAAUAACACAAGUUAUGCCCACAUGGGCACUGUGUUUACCAAACGGGUGUUCUACGAAUGACACUAAUGCAAUCGGUAACGCUUUAUUCAGUUCAGUAUUUGGCCAACAAAUUGGAAUCACUUUCACUGACUCUCUUUGCCAAACAAUUAACGAAGUUAAACCCGAUCUCACUUCUGGAGCGAUUGUGACAAUAGUUGUUCUAGUUUUGUUGGCCGCCAUGGUCCUCGUAUCAACAAUCUGUGAUAUUUACUACGUAUUUUAUGGUCACAGAACGUGUCCAUUGAUUUUAAAAGGCUUUUCGGCUUAUAGCAACGGUCAAAAAAUAUUCAAAAUGACUGCUUCCACCCCCGACCAACUUCCAUGCCUGAAUGGUUUAAAAUUCAUUAGCAUGAUGUGGGUUGUGGCAGGUCAUCAGUAUUCAAUACCCAUGAAUGGUUCAAUCACCAACACUAAACAGUUAAUGGAAUGGGCAAACUCGCUGUACAGCAUGUUCCUGGUUAGUGGGACUUUAUCAGUAGAUACGUUCUUCACAAUCGGUGGCACUUUAAUGAUGUACGGAUUUAUGAAAGCCAAGCACAAAAAAGUCCCUUUCAAUUUAUUUCUGUACUACCUCCAUCGAUACCUCAGGUUAACCGCCCCGUUUGCUUUGGUGGUACUAGUCAGCGCAACUCUUUUGAAGUACUUAGGGUCGGGGCCAAAGUGGCCCUUCCUUGAGCUAUAUUUCCAAAAAAAUUGUCAAAAUUACUGGUGGUCGGCCCUUCUCUACGUCCAAAACUACGUCAACGUAUCGGAAAUGUGUGUUGGGCAAACAUGGUACCUCAACAUUGACAUGCAACUGUACGUUAUUUCGCCACUGGUGUUUUUUGCGCUAUGGAAAUAUCCGCGUAUCUGUUUACCAUUUCUCUUAUUAUGCGUUUUGGCAUUGACGGGAGUAGGUUUUUACGAAGCGUGGGAUAACGAACUGCCGGCGAUUUUAUCAAAUUUUUAUGGCAAUUCUAAUGACUAUCAAACCAAGUACUACCUCUUAACCCACACGAGAUCGGGUCCAUGGGUCAUUGGUGUGGUCUUGGGCUAUUUUAUUUUCAAAAUUAAACAAAACGAAAUUUCUUUGAGACCCAACAAAGUUGUGGUUUUUGUUUCAUGGGGUGUGUGUCUAGGGACGCUGCUUGCUUGCGUGUUAGGGGGGCAUAGUACCCUCCGUGGGAAGGAUUACGACAAGUGGGGUAAUGCUAUUCAUAUAGCACUAGUACGACCAAUUUGGUCGCUUGCCAUUUCGUGGAUUAUUUUAGCUUGUACUACCUGUCAUGGAGGACCAAUUAACUGGUUUCUUUCACUUCCGAUUUAUCAAGUACUUAACCGUUUCACAUAUAGCAUAUACCUAACUCACGUGACGUUAUUAUAUGUGAUAGCAUAUGGUAAAAAAUGGCCGGAUUAUUUCGGUGAUUUUAAUAUGGCGUACGAAUUUUGGGGGACUCUUUGGGUUAGUACCGGACUUUCCGUUCUAUUGGUUUUGAUGACUGAAUCCCCGAUAAUAAUAAUAGAAAAACUCAUAUUUGGGAACGUGGGUAAGAAAAAACAGCAAAAACAAGAUUUAGAAAAAGGAAUCGAGAAUGCGGCGUUUGAAAAAUAAAACAAUUAGCCUACAUUUUUAUAUUUAAUGACCAGCAAAUAAAAAUUAUAAUUCAUGCCUCAAAAUAACAAAAA